Moneuplotes crassus is the source of this 664-nucleotide messenger RNA. The record is from the annotation of a GenBank genome assembly. Lineage: Eukaryota; Ciliophora; Spirotrichea; Euplotida; Euplotidae.
CAUAAAAAAUGUUUUACCUCUACAAGACCCUUGAGCGGGUCAAUAUAGACCCAGGAGACCUCAAGAAGCCCGAGUUCAUCCAGAGCUUAGUCAAGCAGCUGGAGAAGAAAUACUGAAAUAAGGUCUUUGACAAAGGAUUCGCCAUUUCCAUAGUGGAGUGCUUCCAUAAAAGCUCCAUCGUCAUGCCAAGGGAGGGAAAUGUACAAGAGAAUGUGGAGAUUAGUGUCCUGGUCUUUAAUCCGUGGAAAGAUGAGGUCCUAAAGGGGAAAAUUAAGAAACAAACUGAAGAAGGAAUUGUAGUCGAUAUGGGCUUUAUUGAAGCAUUCAUACCAGCCGCGCUUACUACAGAAGGGUCCUUCUUUGAUGAUGAGAAAGAAGCUUGGUUCUGGAAAUAUGAAGAUUUGGAUAAAUGCUACUAUUUGGAAUAUCAAACAGAUGAGGAAAUUAAAUUUAGCGUUCACUCUACCGAUUUCUCCAAACCAAAAAUUACAUCAGCUGAUACCACAGAAAUCACAGAAUAUGAUCAGAAUAAGGUAGCAGAAAAAGAAGAUGAGCCUACAGAAAUUGUUACGACCAAAUUCAGAUACACUGUGAUAGGAUCUUGACAAAAAGAAGGUCUUGGGAUGAAAUCAUGGUGGGCUAAUAGCUAAUUUCAACUUUCUUU